Messenger RNA from Tripterygium wilfordii, 2466 nucleotides. Its product is annotated as protein STRUBBELIG-RECEPTOR FAMILY 2. Bases 1 to 2205 code for a protein of 734 amino acids. Gene Ontology annotation, molecular function: protein kinase activity; ATP binding; protein binding. The transcript has 16 exons. Gene Ontology annotation, biological process: protein phosphorylation. The record is from RefSeq and is a predicted model, not a curated record. Lineage: Eukaryota; Viridiplantae; Streptophyta; Magnoliopsida; Celastrales; Celastraceae.
AUGGCCAAACAGUGCUCAAAUUGGUAUCUCACAGUAAUUGUCUUCUCGGCAAUUCUGGCUUCUCAGGCUUCUGCAGAUACAGAUCCGCUUGAUGUUUCCGCAGUCGUAGCUCUUGAAGAUCUGUACAAUGCCCUGCACAACCCGCCACAGCUGAAGGGGUGGAGGUCCGCUGGUGGGGAUCCAUGUGUGGAAUCAUGGACUGGAGUUUCAUGUUAUGGAUCAUCUGUUAUACACCUCAAACUUCCCGGGCUAGGCCUCAGGGGGACUCUGGGAAGCGAGCUCCAGAAUCUUCAUAACUUGAAGCACCUGGACAUUUGCUGUAACAACAUUCAGGGCGAAAUUCCAUAUGGCUUACCCCCUAAUUCCACUAAUAUAAAUUUGGCAUUCAACGAGUUGACCCAAAAUAUACCCCAUUCAUUAUCACUCCUCAAGUAUCUUCGGCAUCUAAAUGUAAGCCACAAUUUAUUAGCUGGACCCAUUGGCAAUGUGUUCACAGGCUUGGAGAGUCUAAAAGUGAUGGAUCUGUCAUACAAUAACUUCACAGGAGAUCUGCCGAGUUCUUUUGGAUCUCUCACUAAUCUUACUGAACUGUUCUUACAUAACAACCAAUUCACUGGAUCAAUUAUCUACUUGGCUGAUCUUCCCUUAACUCACCUGAAUAUCCAAGGAAAUCAUUUUAGUGGAAUUAUUCCAAGCCAAUUUCAGUCAAUACCAUAUUUGUGGAUUGAUGGGAAUAGAUUCCAUACAGGAGCAAACUAUCCGCCAUGGAAUUUUCAUUGGGAUAAUGCAACCAUGGAACAAAAUUUCACUGGUCCCCAAACAACUCAGUCGAGUGCCAUUGAGAACUAUCCCUCUAGUCAGGCAGGUGGACGCAGGAAGAAAAGGAUGGGCCCUGGAGGAAUAGCUUGCAUGGUUGUUGGGGCAGUACUCCUAACAACCUGUGCCGCACUCAUUAUUGCAUUCCGCAUUAAACGCUAUCGUGCGCUAAAGCUUCAAAGUUUCGAAAGCAGCAAUAGCACAAUGCAUUCUCUUCCAAUCAGUACAGCCAGAGCUCCUGAAGAAAGCCCACAAAUCUUAGCUGUUGUUUCUCCGUUUAUUCUGGGCCAAAAACCUAUACCUCCUAAUCGCCAUAAUAGAAUUGAGAAAAUGUCUAGAAGAAAAAGUUUCUCUCACAAUUACAAAUUCCCAGCAAGUGCGAAAAUUUACACAGUGGCAGAGCUUCAAGCAGCUACAAACAGUUUUAGUGAGGAUAAUCUUCUUGGAGAGGGAUCUUUGGGUUCUGUCUACAAAGCGGAGCUUCCUGUUGGUCAGAUUUUGGCUGUGAAGAACAUCAACAUGGUUUCAUUGUCUUUCCAUGAAGAAGAACAAUUCUUUGACGUGAUAUGCACUGCAUCCCGGUUGAGGCAUCCGAAUAUUGUAACACUUCUUGGGUACUGCCUAGAACAUGGACAGCAUCUUCUUGUGUAUCAGUAUAUCAGUGAUUUAUCCCUUGACAACAUUCUGCAUAGUCAAGCAUACAAACCAUUGUCCUGGAACCUUCGUCUCUGUAUUGCCCUUGGUGUUGCUCGAGCUUUAGACUAUUUGCACUCCUCAUCACCUCCAGUUGCUCAUAGCAAUAUAAAGGCUGCCAACAUUUUACUUGAUGAAGAACUUAUGCCUCAUCUCUGUGAUUGUGGGUUAGCUGCUUUGAAGCCCCUUGCAAGCAACAGUGUCAAACUUCGGGCUUCUGAAAUUGCUCUUGGGGACACUGGCUACAUUGCACCUGAUCAUGGGCAGCCAGGAAGUGACAACACAAAGAGUGACAUUUUUGCCUUUGGGGUGUUGCUUUUGGAGCUAUUAACUGGAAGGAAACCUUUUGAUGCUUUAAGACCUAGAGAAGAGCAAUCUUUAGUAAAAUGGGCCUCAUCCCAGCUUCAUGAUGGCAAGAGUUUGGAACAGAUGGUUGAUCCAAGCAUCAAGAGGACGCUCUCCUCCAGGUGUCUCUCCCAAUUUGCUGAUGUUGUCUCCCCCUGUAUUCAGUCUGAGAAGGAAUUUCGACCACAGAUAUCUGAAACUGUGGAAUCUCUCACCCGUCUAUUAAAGAGAGUUGCAUCAGCAAAAAGCAGUGUGGCAGAUGGUAUUGAAGUUGAUCCAUUUGAAAGGUCUUUUCGCUCAACCCACACCCGCUUCAUGGCCUCACCCACAGUGAGCUUUUUGUCUGUCUGAUCUCGUAACUAAUCAGCUGAACUGAAGCUGAUUUUGCUUAGGUUGAAUCAUUCUGAAAUCAGUACAGCAGCAUUUUUUUUCUUGUAACUUUUGGAAAUGCUGUGACUAUUAAGCUCAAUUGCUGCUGAGCAUUUCAGGCUAGGGUCACUGAAGGCCACUUCAGUCGUAGCCAGCGUGCUUGAGAAUGUGUUUCUUGUGCGGUAUUUACAGUAGUGAUUUUGAUCCCAUUAGACCAAUUCUCUUUAAGACUUGAAUAGCCAU